AUUCAAAGAAGUGCUCCUAAAUCCUAAUAUUUGGCAAACGUUCCAUCUUCUUCACCUCUCGCUGGUGGUCUGCACUGUUCAACAUCAACCUCUGCCUUCCUCUCUUACUCUCUUUUAAACGCAUAUUUUUAGAGCUACGAGAUGGUGGCGGAGGACGAGAAGGAUGCCGUUGUGGAGUCGCCGACUUCUGUCCUCGAAGAUGAGGAUACGUGCAAAGAGAAAGAAGGCUUUGAUUUGAAAAAGGAAGUUCUUAUAGAUGCUAAAAAUGGAGAUUCUUCCCUCUUAUCUGAAGCCAUGGUUGAGGAGGAAGAAAAGCUACUGCAAGCCCGAGUGAAAGAGGGUGCUGAGCAAGAGAAGGAGCCAGAGCAAGCACCCCAGUUGAAUGACAUACAGUUUACCAAAUUGGAUGAACUUCUAACGCAAACCCAACUCUAUUCAGAGUUUCUGUUAGAGAAAAUGGAUGAUAUCACUCUUACUCAAGUCGAGCAAGAGAGUGAAGCUGUUGGGAAAAAGAGAGGUCUUGGUUCAAAGAGAAAAGCGGCUACACAGUACAACACUAGAAAGGCUAAGAGAGCAGUUGCAGCCAUGCUUACAAGGUCAAAGGACGGUGAAAAGGCUGAAGAUGUGAACUUAACUGUGGAGGAAAGACUUGAGAAUGAGCAGAGGGACCUUGUACCGCUAUUGACUGGUGGAAAGCUGAAGACCUAUCAGAUGAAAGGUGUAAAGUGGUUGAUCUCAUUAUGGCAGAAUGGGUUGAAUGGUAUUCUUGCAGAUCAAAUGGGGCUUGGAAAAACAAUUCAAACAAUUGGUUUUCUUGCGCAUUUAAAAGGCAAUGGCUUGGAUGGACCUUAUUUAGUAAUUGCUCCUCUCUCUACUCUCUCAAAUUGGGUUAAUGAGAUAUCAAGGUUUGUUCCCUCCAUGAAUACAAUUAUCUACCACGGAAGCAAGAGUGAGAGGGAUGAGAUAAGAAGGAAAUACAUGCCUGGAACUAUUGGUCCAAAGUUUCCGGUGGUUAUUACUUCUUAUGAGAUUGCUUUGAGUGACGCAAGAAAAAGUUUUAGGCAUUAUAAUUGGAAAUAUCUUGUUGUUGAUGAGGGACAUAGGUUGAAGAAUUCUAAAUGCAAAUUGGUGAAGGAAUUGAAAUAUUUGCACGUUGAAAAUAAGCUUUUAUUGACCGGGACACCGCUGCAGAACAAUUUGGCUGAGCUUUGGUCAUUACUGAAUUUUAUUUUGCCUGAUAUUUUCUCAUCCCAUGAAGAAUUUGAAUCAUGGUUUGAUCUGUCAGGAAAGUGCAAUAGUGAGGAGUUGGAAGAGAAGAGAAAAGCUCAAGUGGUAGCUAAACUUCAUGCUAUAUUGCGUCCCUUCCUUCUUCGAAGAAUGAAGGCUGAUGUUGAGCAGCUGCUCCCUCGCAAGAAGGAGAUUCUUUUAUAUGCUACCAUGACUGAGCAUCAGAAGACAUUCCAAGAACAUUUAGUUAACAGGACAUUGGAGAACCAUCUACUAGAGACGGUAGACACAGGGCGUGGUAUGAAAGGAAAGCUUAACAAUUUGAUGAUUCAACUUCGAAAGAACUGCAACCACCCUGACCUGUUGGAGUCUGCUUUUGAUGGCUCAUAUUUCUACCCACCUGUGGAACAGAUAGUUGAACAGUGUGGGAAAUUCCGCUUGCUGGAAAGAUUGUUGACUAAGCUAUUUGCACGCCGGCACAAAGUUCUGAUCUUUUCUCAGUGGACAAAGAUUUUGGAUAUAAUGGAAUAUUAUUUCAGUGAAAAGGGAUUCGAAGUUUGUAGAAUUGAUGGAAGUGUAAAAUUGAAUGAAAGGAAAAGACAGAUAGAGGAGUUCAAUGAUGUGGAGAGCAAUUGUAGAGUAUUCCUUCUCAGCACAAGGGCUGGUGGAUUGGGUAUAAACCUCACUGCAGCUGAUACCUGUAUACUGUAUGACAGUGACUGGAACCCUCAAAUGGAUUUGCAGGCCAUGGAUAGAUGUCAUAGAAUAGGUCAAACUAAGCCUGUCCAUGUUUACAGGCUUGCAACAGCUCAAUCUAUAGAGGGUCGAAUUCUGAAAAGAGCUUUUAGCAAACUGAAACUUGAGCAUGUGGUGAUUGGAAAAGGGCAGUUUCAUCAAGAGCGUACAAAGUCUGGUACAGAAGCCUUAGAGGAAGAGGAUUUACUGGCAUUGCUUCGGGAUGAAGAAACUGCCGAAGACAAAUUGAUACAGACAGAUAUAAGUGAUGAAAAUUUGGAGAGGGUGCUGGAUCGCAGUGACCUUGUUGUAGGUUGUGAAGAGCCCAGUGCUACUGCGAUCCCCCUUAAAGGACCUGGUUGGGAGGUGAUCUUACCAACAGCAACUGGAGGCAUGUUAUCUACCCUCAAUAGUUGAAGCUGUGUGUAGUCCUUUUGUAUGAUGGCUAGUAGCAUUGGCAUUUUUGGACGUAUUUUUGGCGAUAAAAAGAGAGAGCUAUUGUAUCAUUUUAUCGCACCGAGCUACAUUCUGUAUUUGUGCUCAACAUGAUUACGGAUGGUUUUAAGUGUAAAAACAGUCUGGUUUUUAUAUCUAGCUAUUUUGUUUCAUGUUUGA
Tripterygium wilfordii is the source of this 2577-nucleotide messenger RNA. Its product is annotated as ATP-dependent DNA helicase DDM1. Bases 142 to 2379 code for a protein of 745 amino acids. The transcript has 16 exons. The record is from RefSeq and is a predicted model, not a curated record. Gene Ontology annotation, molecular function: DNA binding; ATP-dependent chromatin remodeler activity; ATP binding. NCBI's taxonomy places the organism in Eukaryota, Viridiplantae, Streptophyta, Magnoliopsida, Celastrales, Celastraceae. Gene Ontology annotation, cellular component: nucleus.